Lactuca virosa is the source of this 795-nucleotide messenger RNA. The record is from the annotation of a GenBank genome assembly. Lineage: Eukaryota; Viridiplantae; Streptophyta; Magnoliopsida; Asterales; Asteraceae.
AUGUAUGGUUCCGAUGACCAGAAAUCAUCGUCGAUCUAUAAUCGAUCUUACACCAUAAACUCGGCGUCCACCGAUUUCCCUGUAAAACCCUAUCCUUACUCUUCUAUCCAACGUACUGCAUCUGUCAAGAAAGUCUCCGAUUCAUCUUUUGAUUCUAUUAAAGGCAAGGUCAGGGCCCUCUGUAGCAUCUUCGAGGCACGGAAAGCAUCGAAACCCUCAUCCGAUGAUUCUCAAUCUCAAACAAAAUUGAAAUCGGAGAAGUCGUUUUCUUCUUCAGAUUCUAAACUUGCCUCCCUAUCAUCUCCAUAUGAAUCUACUCCGAUUCGGUUACCUGGAACAGAAGAUCGUGUUGUUAUUUACUUCACAAGUUUACGAGGGAUUCGAAGGACUUAUGAGGAUUGCUACGCUGUAAGGAUGAUUCUCAAGUUUUUUAGGGUUCAUAUCGACGAACGAGAUAUCUCAAUGGAUUCUUCAUAUCGAAAGGAGCUCUUGAGUGUCUUGGGUGAAAAACAAGUGAGUUUACCUCAAGUCUUCAUCAAAGGAAAUUACAUAGGCGGCGCAGAUGUCAUCAAACAGCUUCACGAGACUGGUCAGCUGGCAAAGCUUCUGAAAGGGCUUCCUGUUCGUGCAAUUGGGCCAUGGCAGGUCUGUGAUGCAUGUGGAGAUGUUCGAUUCAUCCCCUGUGCGAAUUGUAGUGGAAGCAAGAAAGUCUUUGAUGAAGAUGAAGAUCAGUUGAUUCGCUGCCCAGAUUGCAAUGAAAACGGAUUGAUUCGUUGCCCCACUUGCUGUUCUUGA